UGUGUCUGUGUGUCUGUGUGUACUGCGAGUCUCCUGGUUGUCUGAGCAACGGGACGUUCAUCACUAACUCCAGGGAUAAUUAACUCUUUUUCCUGUAUUUAUAGAAAACCGAUGCAGGGAGUGUUGGCACUUAUCCCUGACGGGGCCACAUUUGGCCACGACAUCUUGAAUCGUGGCCAUUUCUCGCAAUACGGCGGCUUUGUCAUCAUCCCCGCUGCCUGCUCAUUAAGCCCGAAAGAGAGCAGCUCGUUAAGCCCGCAAGGGCAGGGGUGCCGGCCCCUACCCAGGGGUGAAACCCCAGCAGCUGCCUGAGCCAGGCUGCCCGGGGGUGCCCACCUCUGCGCGCCCCGCUCCUGCUUCGCCGGUGCAGGGGAUGUUUGCAUGAGCGUUGCCAUCUCCAGAUGCCUGCAUCCGCCUGCGCUAAAAACAGCGUAGCUCCCGGCUCGGCCGCCGGCAAGAGGAAAUUUUGCUGUUUCGAGAGGUUUGUUGCAGGGAUGUGAUGCAAAGACGCGCUGGAGCAUCCUGACUUGGCACCACGGCCGUGGGAGACGCAGAGGGAGAGACAAGGAGCAGCUUCUCUUGGUGCCAGCGGGGGAUGAGUGACGAGCAGCUCCCCGCAGCUCCCCGCUGCCCCACCACGGAGGGGGACACCAACGUCUCAGCAUCCGGCUGCCCCGAGCGCUGGGUUGAGCCCCGGUUCACGCAAGCGGCGCGGGUCCGCGUGAUCGUCACGGCCAUCUUCUUCUUGCUGGCGGCGGGCAGCAACGCGGCGGUGCUCGGCAGCCUGCUGAGGAAGAGGAGGAAAUCCCACGUGCGGCCGCUGAUCCUCAGCCUGGUGCUGGCCGACCUGCUGGUGACGGUGGCGGUGAUGCCCCUGGACGCAGCGUGGAACGUGACAGUGCAGUGGUACGGAGGGGACGUGUCCUGCAAGCUCCUCAACUUCCUCAAGCUCUUCGCCAUGUACGCGGCCGCCCUGGUGCUGGUGGUCAUCAGCCUGGACCGGCACGCAGCCGUCCUCCAUCCCUUCUCCCGCGCUCGCCGCCGCAAUGGACUGCUGCUCCGUGCUGCCUGGGCCGGCAGCGUGCUCCUGGCUUCACCCCAGCUUUUCCUCUUUCACCUGCACACGGCCCCGGGAGGGAACUUCACCCAGUGCGUUACUCAUGGGAGCUUCCGAGCGCACUGGGAGGAAACCGUCUACAACAUGUUCACCUUCACCACCCUCUACAUCACCCCCCUGAGCGUCAUGAUCGUUUGCUACAUCCGAAUCAUUUGGGAGAUCAGUAAGCAGUUGAAGAUCAACAAAGGUUUGAUAGGAAAUCAAAAUGACCACAUCUCCAAGGCACGCAUGAAGACUCUCAAGAUGACCAUAGUGAUUGUUGCCACCUUCAUCAUCUGCUGGACCCCAUACUACCUCCUGGGCUUGUGGUACUGGUUCCAGCCAGCCAUGAUCCAGAAGAUGCCGGAGUAUGUCAACCACAGCUUCUUUCUCUUUGGCUUGCUGCACACCUGCACUGACCCUGUCAUUUAUGGACUGUAUACCCCCUCCUUUCGGGAGGAUGUGCAGUUGUGUCUCAGGGGCAUUGAAACAGCCAUUACCAGGCAUGAGAGACACAAACCUGUCUCAGUCUUGGAGAACAACAUCAAGGAUGGUGCUGUAAAUGGUGGGGUGGCAUCAGGGGGCUCAAAUGGGACAACUGUCAACACGGUCUGCUGAAGAGACAUACCCACAAGGAGAUGGGAGCCACAGCUCUGGGGGCUGCUUUGUCCCAUAGGAUCGUUCUGGAGACUGUCAUAAGGAGGUUUGCCGCACAGCUUUGGUGGGUGAGGGUCUCUGGCCAGGAACUGGGAUUGUGUCUCCUGCCUGUACUCAGGGUAAAAAAAACAUUUGGAGGUAUUUUUGGUCAUUCUUCCAUAUCCUGGCAGCCCCGUGACAACUAGAAAACCAUCCUUUUCGUACCCUACACGUGCUCUAGCCUUGAUUCUGGGAUCAAGCAUCUGCCACACUUCCAGCAUCAACCCCUGGGAGGAGACACGCUGGCUCCUCCAUGGUCCAGGGCCACAUCUCCCAGGGUGGCCAAUCUAUAAGCGUCCUUUGCACCUACACCGAAGUGCGGAGCUGCACAGAUGCACAGCGCUAUGUGGUGUCACCCUGAGAGGCUGCAAAGGUGCGAUCACAGGUUUUACUCCAUUUUCUCCAUCCGCCGUAGGAAAGGCUCUCUGGAAAUCUUGGCUCUGCUGGCUCAGAGCCUACCUGGCUCUCCCACGGUUGCAUGUGAAGCCCUGGGAAGGAUGUACAUGUCUGGGGAGUGGGCAUCAGUCCCCCAUGUCUGCCUCUGUGGUGGGAAGGGAGAAGGUGAUGUGGGGAUGGAGGGGCUUGGGCAAGAGGGGUAUGAAGAGACACGAUGGGAUGGGACAGGGUUUCUUCUCCCUUUUGGACUCAGUCAGAAGGGAAAACAGUCCCUGCUGCUUUGUUCUGGCAGGCAGGGGGUGGUAGGAACGCAUCCUUACAUAGCAGCUCUCUGGGACAGAGGGUUGACCAGGAGAGAGAGAAUUUGGGGUAACCAGAAGGUGACAUAGCCCAACCCCUCUCCAGGGCAUGAGCUGGCAGGUCUCAGGCCACAGGCCAGGGUGUCCCCAGCACCUGGCACAGACUGAUGGGAGCAAACCCCACAUUUUCUCCUCUCUCUUUUCCCCUCUCUCAUUUAUACAUGUUUUCUUUACUUUAAUGGCUUGACCCAACACCAGCACCUCAUCUCUGCCCCGAGCAGGGUGGGUGCAGCCACCCCACAGGUGAUGCCUGGGGUGUCCCGAUGAGGAAGGUGAUGGGAACCACCUGUGGGUGGAGGGGCCCAUCAGCACCCAUGGGUGCCAGGUGGGUGCUGAUGGUCCUUGGCUGCACUGUGAGGGCAAGGGAGGCUGCUGGAGGGGAUCAACUGAGCUGUGGUGAGUAAAAUGGAUUUUCUGCUUUUCACCACCAUGCCAGAUGUUGCUUGUGAAGGUGGAGGCCUCUCCUCUGGGUGAGGAUUGAAGAGGUGGCUUUAUUCAACUGCGUUGUUCCCUUCCAUGUAAUUAGAAAUAGUAGAUUAUUUCUUUGUUCAUUCUCUGUUGAUUGUUAUUAAACACAUUUUUUGCUUUUG
This is a messenger RNA of Grus americana (Whooping crane), 3137 nucleotides long. RefSeq names its product gonadotropin-releasing hormone II receptor-like. Lineage: Eukaryota; Metazoa; Chordata; Aves; Gruiformes; Gruidae. Gene Ontology annotation, cellular component: membrane. Bases 596 to 1714 code for a protein of 372 amino acids. Gene Ontology annotation, molecular function: peptide binding; gonadotropin-releasing hormone receptor activity. The record is from RefSeq and is a predicted model, not a curated record. The transcript is spliced from 4 exons. Gene Ontology annotation, biological process: G protein-coupled receptor signaling pathway.